Molecule: messenger RNA, 488 nt
Organism: Eupeodes corollae
Lineage: Eukaryota; Metazoa; Arthropoda; Insecta; Diptera; Syrphidae
Product: agrin-like
Exons: 1
Coding region: 107-337 (76 amino acids)
Molecular function (GO): protein binding
Source: RefSeq, a predicted model, not a curated record
CAAAAUCAUUUUAGUUCAAAAUCAGUUGUCGUUAUCUUCAGGACGGUUGCAAAUACGAGAAAGAGAGUUUUUGUUUUCUUUAAAUUUUUGUUUAUAUUUUUUAAAAAUGAAGUUCUUAAAAUUAGCAAGUGUUUUUGUUUUGGUUAUAACUCUGGUAUUAGUUGCACCAAUUCAAGGUACUUUUUGCCCGUGUGAAGUUGGAGGGCAGGGACAAGUUUGCGGCUCGAAUAAGGUCACUUACAAUAGUCGUUGUGAAUUCGAUUGUACCCAGAGGCAGUACAGACAACUUGGAAAGACUUUGAAUAUUGCAAAAAUCGGACCAUGCGAUAGCAGCUGACUCGGAAUGCCAUGGAAAUAAAGCUAUAAAUUCUAUUUAAAAAAUAUAUUUAACUAUGGAUUUGAAUGUGAAUAUAUUAAAUGUACGACAUGUAGACACUUUGUGAUAGAGCAAUCAUCAUGGCAAAAUAAAUAAAAAAAUGAAUUGAUUA